AUAGUAUAUCGUCUGCUAGUCAAUAACACGUUUUAUAUGUAAUCGUAAAAAAAACAUCUGUAUUUAACAAUGCUUAAAAUUCUUUGCUCAAGAAUCAGUUGUCGUAAUCAUUUGGCAUUAAAUUGCUUGAAUACAAGAACUUAUGCCCAACAAGAAACGAUUAUGAACGUCUUUGAUAGACAAACUAAAAGAACACAGCGAAACAGGACUGCUCAUAUAAAAGAUUAUCAAGUAUACGAUUAUAUUAAAGAAGAGAUUGGCUACAGAGUUGCCGAUAGAAUUUGCGAUAUUAAAAGGAAAUUUAAUGUAGCAGUCGAUUUAGGCUGCGGCAGAGGUCAUGUUAGUAAGCACAUAUUGGGAGAUACAGUUGGAACAUUAUUGCAAACUGAUUUAGCCGAAGAUAUCCUAAGACAAGCCGAAAUAUCACCAGAAGUUCCAACUUAUAAAAUUCACAUGGAUGAGGAGUUUUUACCCUUUCCAUCACAAAGUUUAGACUUAGUUGUAUCAAGCUUAAGUCUACAUUGGGUCAAUGAUCUUCCUGGGACCUUUAAACAGAUAUAUUCAUCCUUAAAAAAUGAUGGUUGCCUACUGGGUGCUCUAUUUGGCGGUGAUACACUCUUUGAAUUAAGGGUAGCACUACAAUUAGCAGAAACUGAGAGAUUAGGUGGUUUUGCUCCCCACGUUUCCCCUUUUACCGAUGUAAGAGAUAUGGGUAAUCUAUUAUCUAGGGGUGGAUUUGUAAUGUUAACAAUAGAUAUUGAUGAAAUAGUUAUAAACUAUCCAUCUAUGUUUGAAUUAAUUGAAGAUUUAAGAGGAAUGGGAGAAACUAAUUGUGCCUGGUCAAGGAAACCAAAGCUAUUUAGAUCAACUUUGGAAGCUGCUUCAGCCAUUUAUAAAGAUAUGUAUGGCAACGAAGAUGGAAGUAUACCUGCAACGUUUCAAAUUUUAAAUUUUAUUGGAUGGAAACCUGAUAAAUCGCAAGCUAAACCCGCUAAAAGGGGUUCCGGGCAGGUUUCUCUUAAAGACAUUGACAAAUUAGACUCGAUAAAGUCUCAAAUUGAUAAUAUAAAAAAUAUUACUGGUUCGGACGAUAAAUCAGCUUUACACCUUGAAGAACAACUGACAAAAUUACGUCAAGCUACUAUCGAAGAUGGACAUGGAAAUAAAAAAAAUUAA
Molecule: messenger RNA, 1176 nt
Organism: Dimorphilus gyrociliatus
Lineage: Eukaryota; Metazoa; Annelida; Polychaeta; Dinophilidae
Source: the annotation of a GenBank genome assembly